This is a messenger RNA of Blastomyces dermatitidis ER-3, 345 nucleotides long. RefSeq lists its product as uncharacterized. The coding region runs from base 1 to 345 and encodes 114 amino acids. The record is from RefSeq and is a predicted model, not a curated record. NCBI's taxonomy places the organism in Eukaryota, Fungi, Ascomycota, Eurotiomycetes, Onygenales, Ajellomycetaceae. The transcript has a single exon.
AUGUCGAGGAAGAUAAAUAGAGGGUUUCGGUUCAGCUAUUGUUCGCUGGCUUCUCGCAAGGGCAUUAAUAGAGCAUGUCCGGAUAUAACCCACGCCGGGCUUAGCAAUAUUCCACCGCAGUUGUUUUCCUAUAGAGCUGCGUCCCGCCGAAAGGAGGGGCCCUUUGAUUCCAAAAACGCGAGCCAAAAGGUACUGGGUUCGGGGGCUAGCGGCAUUUCACUGGAUUCAGCCAUGUCAGAAGGCAUCAUGGCCAAUCUACAGUUCGCAUCCGUGUUGAUAGAGACGGCGUGGGGCAUGGAUUAUCUUGAUAAAAAGGGCGUCGGGGUGUCACGGUUGGAUGAAUGA